AUUUUUUUACAAUGACAAACAACUUGGCCAAUAAUACAGACAGGCAAGUUAGUGGCCAUAAUACAACGAAAAACGACCACUAACUAUAUUUCCAAUUUGAUUCAAUUCACACUCAAGUGCCUUAUACCAAUCGUGAGUGACGCAUAGAUACGGACAAAGCAAGGUGCGGACAAACACGUUAAUAUAAUAGAAACAAAUAUGUAAUAAAACAAAAAAAAAAAAGAACUCAAUAAAAAAUAAAUACAAUAUUUAAAAGCAAAUAAAAAAAGUAUAUUUGUAGAACGUCAAACCAACCAACUAAGUUCAUUGUCACUCACGUUCAUUAAUUACAACAAGAAAAUUUUUAAAAUUAAAAAGAAAAAUCCAAAAAAUAUAAAGAAAAGUGUGUUUUUAAGAAGAUUUUGUUGUUAGUGUUUUGAGUGCGUUCGCUGUUGCCCUUGGUCGUGAUAUAAAAAAAAGUAUUGAUCAUUUUUGUGUUGUAAAAAAAUCCAUUUAUCUAAAUAGAAAUGUAAUUCCAAUUUGAAAAAAAAAAACAACAGAAUAGAAAAUAGAAUAAAAAUAUUUCAUAGACAAACUCGAGGUUGCUGCCUGAUAAAUAUUGGAAUACAUUCAUACAGACCAGCCCGCUGCUGUUAACUUGUUUGUUUCUUGUUUUGUUUAGUGCUUUGGCUAUUUUGGCUACAAUAUAUUCAUACGUAAUUUUGUUUUGUAUUUUAAUUUUUUAAGCAAAGUGAUGUGCUACAUGCUAAAUAAUAAAUAAAUUUAUCGAGAAACCUUGAAAAUAAAUAAGUUUUUGUUUUCUUAAUUGUAAAACUGAAAACGAAUUUGACGAAUGCUGCAAUUUAUAGUGAAUUAAAUUCUUUUCCUGUUUCAAUGGUUUAUAACAUACAUACCAAUGAAGACGGUAUAUGCAACACAACUGAUUCAUAAUCCUUUACGAUGUUGCAUGAAUAUUAAUAUUUGUUAUAAACCAACAAAAAGAACAAAAUAUCAUUAAGCCAUAAGACUACCUUCAAGCACGAUACGAACAUAUACAUAUUUUGAAAAAGAAAAAAAAAAAACAAAAAAUCCCUUACUCCUUAAGCUAUCUAAUUAAUUUAAUACAUACAAACAACAUCAACAAAAAAGCAGAAAACAAAAUUUAAUAAAAGUGUGAAUAUGAAUAGAAAGUAACCUGAGGAAACGAACGAAACCUGUAGAGAACAAAGAGUGAUAAACACAUAUAACAAAAAUAAAAACAAACGCACAAACGGAAUUUCAGUUUAAAAGCCAAACCCUUCUUGUUGUUUUAAAUUUGUGACACCUUAAAAAUUCACACGUCUCCGCUUACAUACUACAUACAUCACAAAUAUUAUACUGCUGAAAUAGAAAACUGAAACAUUAAUAAUUUAUAAUUAUGACAUCAUAUGCCACAUUAAGAGAUAAUGCCAACUCAACUGAAGAUGGCUUAACACCAACAUCAACACCACUGACACCACCAACUCUGGAAUUGGCAUCUUCCGCAAAUAAUUUAGCAAACAAUGUCUGUAUGAAGAAAAUGAAUACACCAACGACACCAGGCUAUGAUCCGGAUUCAUUUUCCGAAAGUGAACGUGAAAAAAUGGACUCAACUCCAGAGAAUAUUAAAAAAAUCGAUGAUGUCAUUGAUGAAGAGGGUCAUCUUCGUCGAGAAAAUACUAAAACUACUACCGUCCAGCAAGAACAUCAUUAUAAUAUUAAUAAUACACCGCCAUGUUUGUCACCCCGUUCAGAGCAAGCUGCAAGUUUUGGUUUAGCUGCUGCGGUUGAUGACUCAAAUGCUAAGUUUUGUCUUGCCAAACCACUUUGCAAUAUUCCAAAAGAAAUGAAUGUCGGUAGUAAAAGCGCUAAUAAAGAAAUAACAAGCAGUAGAGAUAACAAAAACGAUGACGAAGAACUAAGUAGUGGAUCAGCACGGCAAGAAGCAACUACAACAAGCGUAAAGACUAAAACGGCAGCCACAAACGCAGACAAUAGUAAUAGUGAAAAAGAAGCACACUUUUCAUACGAUCAUGGUGAUGGUGAUGAGUCAACAUCUUCAAAUGGUAAUACAACAAUGACAAACUCUAUGAAACAGUCGUGCGCCUUUACCAUAGACAAUUUCAAUGAUAAGGAAUGUGAUGCUGCUGCCCAGGCUGCCAAAUAUAAAAGUAUGAUGGAACGUUUUCAAAGUCGUCAUCGACGUGGUGCCUCUAUGUCCAAACUGGAAAAUGAGAAUGAUUCAUCAGCAUCGACAACGAAAGCACAGACACCUACACGUCUAACAAGUUCACAGUCGUCAGCACUAUUAACGUCGAGAUCAACAGGUCGUAAUUCACAGGCCCACAAUGAUAACAAUUCAUUGGAGUCUGAUACUUCUGCCACACAAAAGGUGAAGUUGCGUGUACGAGAUCGUAGCACCUCACGUGUGCGUGAUGCAUCAAAACGUCACAGCUGGUCGCCACGUUCAAGUACAAACGAAAGCAAUUUACAAAGUCCACAAUCCAAUACGGCGUCAACAACAACUUCCAAUACAUCACAAUCUGCAAUGCGUAAAUCUACAAAAACUGCUAACAAGCCACCACCCAUACAAGUACCCAAGGGUGCAUCAAAUUUAGUAGCAAAUCGUACACAAUUUACCCCUCGUUCUACAGCCAUGCAAUUGGCUUUAAAACAAGUGGAUUUUAUGUGCCCUCAACCUCCUUUGGCCGAUUUUAAACAUCUCAAUGCUGAUGCUGACGAUAUCAGCGAAGCGGGAACUUAUACAUUAGAUGGUGACAACUAUACAGAAGAACAGAAAGAUCUCAUGAACAUUGAUAAAAACGGACAACCCAUAGUGGACAAUCCGCGUAGAACAAAAAGCCGUCCAAAGCAAUUGGAUGCUUUAACACCAACACCUAGAACACAGGGUACUGUUGAAUCAAAACGCUCGAAUAACGUCUUAGAAGUUAAUUACUAUCAUGAAGCUGAAGCUUUGGAACAACGACAACGGACUAGUAAUUCAACAUCAGAUCUAAUAAUGGGUUCUCAUCAAUCGGCUGGAGCUUAUUUGGAGAAAAUUAAAUCUCGUGUGUUGCGCAACAUGAAUGCCACAAAACAAAUGGACAUUAAACAAGACGUUUUGAAAUCUUCUCACAGUCAACCGACCGAUGAUGAGGAUGUUGAUCCUGAUUUGGGCUGUUUUACAAGUGUCACAACAAGUGGUGUAUUGGCCAAACAAAGAACACUAGAUGCUCGACCCAAACUAUCACGACAUAGUGGUUUGUCAACAUCUCAAAUUGAUAGUUCGGAGUAUGUAAGUAAUGAAACAAAAUUGAAAAGCUCUGGCACACCAGCAUCUCUAGCCGGUGGCUUUACGGAUCUUCAAAAGGCCGAAUAUCGGCUGAAUGUAUUUACAAACCAGAAAGAUGCUUCACAGAAAUUUGCAGCUACUAGAAACCUUAUAGAAACACCACCGGAAACUCCAACUGGUCCACAACCAACUUCAAAACUGAGUGAAGUUGCCGUAUUGCAGACGGCUCAAACUAAACACGAUUGGAUACAGGAAUGGGCGCGCAAUGCCCGUGCUCGUAGUUUGGCGAAUGAUCGACAUGUUAGUGUAGGUGUACGACAAGCCAAUCAGGAUAUGCUAAUGACACGGUCAUACACUUGCGCUGACACGGGAAACGAGUCCUUGACAGACGAUAGCCUAUACAGUGCUCACAGUAAACAAUUCAAUGCGAAAUUGAAUCGAUCACUAGCAGAACGAUUGCGUUUGGCGGGAAAUGGUUCCGGAGAAUGUGAUUACGCCAGUGAUCCUUCUCUUACUACAUCGACUUCAUAUUCGAAGCCUCCUAAGAGCCCUACAAAGAUACCUUCACCAUUGCAUUCACUUGGCAGAGCACGCAGUGCCAGUCGUACAAGAGCCUCCCUACAAAAUAUUUUACCAGCUGAUGAUGAAGAUUACCUGCAACAAACAGCUGCUGCAAUAAAUAACCUUCAACAAAGUCUUUCCCGUAAGAAUUCUCUCAAAUCUCCAUCGCAUUCAGCUUCUCCACGUGCUCAUUCAGCACGCUCACAUAUCAUUUAUUCACCAGAGGGCACAGGAGUUGACAGUAGCCCACAGCAUAGUUUGAAUGCCCAACGUCAAAGACAAGCAGCACAGAAUUUAAUGACCAGCAGCAUAAACGAACAGCAGUUGCAAAUGUUAACUAGUGGCGAGUAUUUAUUGCGACAAAUGAGAAUGCGUAAGAACUCAUUUGACGGUAACUUGGCCGGCUCUGGUUCACCCCAUAGAAGAGUAUUACAAGGUGGUGGACCUCCACAAGUGCAAUCACCCACUACUCCUACAGCUCCAGAUGAUCAAUCUUCACCUUUGAGAAGAUCUAGUUCAUUUUCUGCACGUGUUGCAGCUACUCAAAGAGCCGGACGUCCAAACUUUCAAAAUCUUUACACGCCACCAGCAGCCCGACACAGUUAUGGUCUUAGUGUGGCCCCACAACAUCAUCAGCAAUUACAAGCGAUGCAAGCAAUUAAGAAAUCAGCGAGUAGUAAUAAUUUUGGUCAUGUAUACAGCGAUUACGAUGACAAUUUACAGUAUUAUAUAAACGACGAAGAUGAUCAGAAUGACAUGGAUGAAGAAUAUUACUCGAGCGGUGCAGAGGACAAUGUCGAACCCGAAUACUACCAUGAUCAACAGGACCAAUCAGAGAUUGAGAAUAGUGUGCCCCUAUCUAACACUAGAUACAAUAAAGCUUUAUUGAUGCGUAUUGAACGCAGCAAACAAAGGGUGGCCGGCAAACCACAGUCAGCUCCGCCUACAAAGCCAUCGACCGCUUUAGCUGCUACAGCUGGUGGAGUUAUGGCGUGUCCUAACACACCCGAAUUGCCCAGAAGAAACGUUAAAAGUGCUACGACCCGGUCCAGUGUCACAUCACAACGCCAGUCAAUGCCGAGAGAUACUAGUCUAAGUCGUCUGGCUCAGCAAGUUCCAAGCUCAUUGGCAUCUGCCAAAAAGCAACUUUUACAAACUGCUGCCAAUGUACCAUCCACUACAACAACACAGCGUUCCACAUCUAGUCAAAGAGCUACGCCUCGUUAUCUGGAUAUAUCGAAAUAUAAACCCGCCCAAAGUAAUCAAUUUUUACGUAAAAACGAUGCCAAAAGUACACUUAAGCAACCUUCAAAUGAUAUUAUGAAACGCAGUCCUAGUAGUUCCUCUAUGGGUUUGUCGCGUGCAGAUCCAUCACGGGCCAGUAAUCGUUCAGUACGCUCAGCGACAUCUGUUAUGACUACUAGCGGUACUUCAUUGGGUGGUGGUGGUAGAGCUUCGUCUGCCGUAAGAAGAGAUGCCUCAGUGAGCAAACAAAAAGAAGCUGAAAUGGCCAUGUGGAAGCGAAGAUCUAAAUACGAUCCCAUGAAAGCAGCUGCUGAGGAUCGACGCAAAAAGGAGGAGGCCAAACGUGUAGUACAGGCUCAGCAAUUAGGCGUUGUUAGUAUGCCAUCUGAGAGCGAACGAUCUUUGGAACAACAAUGGUCAAUUGAAGAGACUGGAGAUUUUGACGAAGAUGACUGUGUUUAAAUUAAAUAAAAUUCCUGUUAUAACUUAACAAUCGCUUAACAAUUUCAGCAAUGCGAUAAUAUUACGAAACAAAGAAAAAUAAUUAAAUGUUUUCCUUUUUAAUUUUUGUAUAGAGUCAAACAACGUGAUAUAGCUUACCUUAAAAAACAAAGAACUUUAAUUAAAUUAUUUAAGAAUUUACAUUUAUUGAGCAAAAAAAAAAAAAACAAAACAAAAACAUACCAAUAAAUCAUAAGAGUGCAUUCGUAUGAUUUUAUUUUAUCAUUUUUAUUGUUAAAAAAAAGAAAUGAAAAACAAAAAGAAAAGUAAAUAUUGAAAAUACUAAAGAAAAUUGUCCUACAACUACUACUAAUUAUAAUAAAUAAUUAAAUAAUAAAAUAUAAAAUAAUGCAAGCGUUUAAGUAGUUAUAUACAUUUCUCCAUUUCUUUUUUUAUUAUUAUUAUGUGUAUGAUGUAUGAUUAUUUUAAAUAUUUUUCUAAUGAUGAGUAUGUACUAUCUACAAUAUACAUAUAAUAGAAUAGAAUAUAAUAGAUUAUAUAUAUUUUGUAUAAUUAUAUUUGAUUUUUCAAUACAAGUUGUUUUAUUAUAUACAUCUAUUUUAAUCUAUAAUGAAUAUACUACCAAGCCACUAAAAAGAAAAAACUCUAUAUUUAGAGUUUUAAUUAAAAGAAAAUUAAAUUAAAACUUUAUGCUUUAAAAUAUACAUUUGAAAUAAAAUUAAUUACAAUUUAUUAAAUAUUAUUAAUAAUGAUAAUAAUUGUAGUAUAUUAAACAACAUUGUAUUCUUUAAUUGAUUUAUUAAUUAUAAAUUGCUAAAGCAAGUUAAACAUGAAAACAAAAACCUAUGUUGUGAAAUUAAAUUUAAUUUAGAAUUAUUAUUUUAUUUUACAUUAUUAAUAUGUAUGUGUAUAUUUUUAAAAACAAAUAAAAUCUAUUUAGUAAUAUCAAAUACAAUUGGUACUAAUACUCAAAAAAAUAUAUAUAUAAAGAAACAAAAACUAAAACUAACUUAACUCCAUAUUAUAUCUAUAAAUUAAAUAAAGAAAAAAUCUAUAUAAAUAUUAAAAGAAACAAAAUAUGUAAUCAUUAUUAUUAUUAGAUAUUUGUAAAAGUUUGCAUGAUGCAACUAAGAAAAGAACAAAAUUCUUUAUAAAUGUUUAAAUUAAAAGAAAAUGGAAUUGUUUAUUUUACUUUAGUUUCAUCUGGUUUUAAAAAAAAAAUCAUUUAAUUAACGACUGAGUUUAAAAAGGGAUCAUUGAUAUUGGUGACAUCAAAAACAUAUACAUAUACGAAACUAAAUUUGUUAAAAAUACAUAUGAAAAAAUUUGAAAUUUCAUUUUGAAAAUUAGGAAACGAAUUUUAAACCAAAUUGUAGGGAUUGCUUACUUUCUAACUAUUUAGUAGUAGUCGUAGUAUUAUUAAAAUUUGGUUGUUUUUAAAUUAUGAACAAUAAAUUCGAAUAUAUCAUUAUUACAUAAAAAA
This is a messenger RNA of Lucilia cuprina (Australian sheep blowfly), 7040 nucleotides long. RefSeq lists its product as uncharacterized. Lineage: Eukaryota; Metazoa; Arthropoda; Insecta; Diptera; Calliphoridae. The transcript is spliced from 6 exons. The coding region runs from base 1397 to 5557 and encodes 1386 amino acids. The record is from RefSeq and is a predicted model, not a curated record.